Messenger RNA from Erythranthe guttata (spotted monkey flower), 1654 nucleotides. RefSeq names its product Presenilin-2 (gene PS2). NCBI's taxonomy places the organism in Eukaryota, Viridiplantae, Streptophyta, Magnoliopsida, Lamiales, Phrymaceae. Gene Ontology annotation, biological process: membrane protein ectodomain proteolysis; protein processing. Gene Ontology annotation, molecular function: aspartic endopeptidase activity, intramembrane cleaving. The record is from RefSeq and is a predicted model, not a curated record. Gene Ontology annotation, cellular component: gamma-secretase complex; membrane.
UUAUUGAUAAUUUUUUUAACAUUGAGGUUUUUUCGAGAAUUAGGGAUUACAGAGGGGUAAUGUGCUAAUAACUCCUCGGAAUUUAUCAGAGUUUUGUAAACCAGUCUUCAACAUCUAUGAAUUUUAUUAUAAAAAAAUUAUUUAGCAAAGCUCCAAAUCAGGGUUGUAUUUGGGAGUUUGGGGGUUUCACAAAAUCUGGUGGGGUUUUCUAAUUAACCCUUUGAUUUGAUCCUCCAACACCGCCCACCACCAAUCACAGACUUACUACUCGCAUGAUUCUGGAUCUACUACAAUGGAGCAGAAUCCAAGACCGAGAAGCGUUCUCGAAGUAUGUGGUGAAGAAAUCAUCAGAAUCGUAACCCCAGUUUCAAUAUGUAUGGUUUUGGUUGUAAUUCUGGUUUCCAUUCUGAAUGGGGAUUCCUCCUCAAAUUUAUCAUCAAUCACAACCAUGGCCACCAUAGCCUACACCGAAAGCAGCUCAGAUUCCAUAUGGGACAAGCUCAAAGGCGCCCUUUUGAAUUCACUCGUCUUUGUUGUUGUCGUCACAUUGGUAACUUUCCUUUUAGUUCUUCUUUUCUACCUCAGAUGCACCAAAUUCUUGAAAUACUACAUGGGUUUCUCUUCUUUCCUUGUUUUGGGAUUCAUGGGUGGAGAAAUCGCUAUUUUCUUGGUCAAAGAUUUCAACAUUCCCGUUGACUGCAUUACAUUUGCAAUUUUGUUGUUUAAUUUCACGGUUGUGGGUGUUACGGCGGUGUUCAUGUUGAAGAUGGCUAUUUUUGUGACACAAGCUUACUUGGUUGUGAUUGGGGUGUUGGUUGCGUAUUGGUUUACCCUUUUGCCCGAAUGGACGACUUGGAUGCUUUUGGUUGCAAUGUCUUUGUAUGAUCUUGCUGCUGUUUUAUUGCCCGGUGGGCCUUUGAGGCUCUUAGUAGAACUUGCUAUGUCUAGGGAUGAAGAUAUUCCUGCUCUUGUUUACGAGGCACGCCCCGUUAUUAUUGAUAUUCAUAAUAAUAAUAAUAAUGUUGAUUCUACUACUCCCAAUGCACAGAGAAGAGUAUGGAGGAGGAGGGGUGAUUUGGAUGAAAAUGAAGGAAUUAUUAUUAGACAUGAUGAUUCUUCGGAGCUUGCUGCUCCGCUUAUUCAACAUAUAGAUAUCCCCCCGAUGAAUGGUAAUGUGGAAGAAGAUUCAAAUCCAGUGCUUGAAGGAAUUGGGUUGGGAUCAUCAGGUGCAAUUAAGCUUGGAUUGGGAGAUUUCAUAUUUUACAGCGUAUUAGUGGGCAGAGCUGCAAUGUACGACUACAUGACAGUGUAUGCGUGCUACCUUGCUAUCAUAGCUGGUCUUGGUAUAACUCUGAUACUCCUUGCUUUUUAUCGAAAGGCUUUGCCAGCUCUUCCUGUAUCUGUCAUGCUAGGUGUCUUGUUUUAUUUGUUGACUCGCCUUUUACUUGAAGUUUUUGUCGUACAAUGUUCUGUCACCCUAUUGAUGUUUUAGAACCUAAUUAAUAUAUAUAUAUAUAUAUAUAUAUAUAUAUAUAUUUAUUUCUGUUGAUGUUGAUUACAAGUGUUUUCUUGUCUCAGACGGUUGUAACAUUGUUUGUCACACAUAAACUGAAAAAAAAGGCGCCAUCGCCAUCAUUAUUUGUUUCUCCUUGAA